AAAAUGGAUAUAAAAACCAAACAACGAGAUUACGAACAACAAGACGCGGAAGCUAUGGGCACUGAAGAAGACGAUCUCGAUCUUCUCCUUUCUCUCCAAGAUAAAGUCCUUGAAACUCCUCCUGGAACUCCGCCUCAUACCUCAGACCUUCUAUCUGACGAUGAAUCACCAAGACGAGCAGGUCCGGCGGAUAUGUCUAUCUUUAGAAACGCUGUCAAAGACUGCCUUGAUUAUGACCACAUACCGACUGAAAAAAAUGGAAAAACGAACCGGUCUAAGGCCUCUAAUGAUGUUUCAAUCGAGAAGUUUUCUGGUUUGCGAAUGAGGAAUCAAGUUGUAGCACCUGCAGAGCUUCGUGAUCGUUUUUCUGAUAUUCGCUUUGUUCGUUUGUCAACCAUAAAGAAUAUGUUGAUCGGGGACACCCUUUCAGGCUGUUGGGUAACUGUCGGAGUGUUGACUGAGAAAGGAAGUCCAAAGACAAGCUCUACUGGGAAAGCUUACUGCAUCUGGAAACUUAGUUGUUUGGAUGAAAACACUGUUUCUGUUUUCUUAUUUGGUGACGCUUAUAAAAGAAAUUGCAAGGAGCUGGCUGGAACAGUUUUUGCCCUUUUUAACUCUACAGUACGAAAGGAUGCAACGGGCAUGGGAUUUUCUUUAAGUGUUUAUCAACCAAACCAGUUGUUAAUGAUGGGCACUUCAGAUGACUAUGGAGUAUGCAAGGGGAAGAAGGAUGGGAUUGCUUGUACAGCAGUAAUAAAUAGGCGACGUGGUAUAUACUGUAAAUACCACAAAUCAAAGGCAUCAGAAAAAUAUUCCACAACCACACGAACUGAGCUCAAAGGAGGGAAUCUGAGGACUGCAUUCAGAGAUUAUCAUCAUAAGCCAGAGGGAGUUUACAUGGUAGAUCCGCUAGCUGGUAAAGUGACUUCUAAGAAGCCAACACAGCCGAUUAAACUGUUGUCUGUGGAAGGCCUGAAAAGGGCAUUGAGCAAUGCAGAUAAAGUAACCACCAACGCACACUCGCAAGGGAAAAGAUUCCUCGCUGAGAUAACAGGGAAAUUGACUAGCCAAAGUGUAAAUAAAGAAUCAACCAAAAGAAGUCAGCAGAGAAUCAAUUCAGAAAAGACAUCAAUUUUGAAGUCGACAGUUGAAAACCAACAACCAGACCCAAAAAGAAAGAAAACUGACCAUACUCCGGCAAACAAAACCACUAAAGAUAUCGGGAAGAUGAUAGAGUUAGAUUAUGUUAGCUCAGAAGAUGACGAUGAUGAUAUCAACCUUAUAUUCGGCAGAUAAAUUAAUUAAAGUUAGAGCUUUACAACCAGAGCUAAUCUAAUAAUGAUCAAGUCUCGACGACUAUAGUUUAAAAGGAAUCCUUGCUCAUUGUGGUUUGAGAGGAGAUGUGGUAUUGAUUCAUGGACUACUGCAGCAAGAACAAAGUUUUGUUUAUAUUGAAAUGGGAGGAACUCGAUUUUGCUUAUUUGAGGCCAUUUUUUAGCUUCCCCUUUUGUUUGCUUUGCAUAAUGAGUUUGUGGUUUUACACAGCUUGGUGCCAGAUGGCUGAAUGCAAAGCUCUAAUUGUUGAUAUAAAACAAGGGGGGAGAAAUAGUCAUCCACAUCUCUUUUUAAAUCUACUAUGGUACUUUUUCAUCCUAAAUUUGGUCCUCUAAAAUGAAAAGGGAUGGAUCAAAAUUGUUACUUUUUUGGAUCAGAGCAUUCCAAUUUAUAUCUCUAAAUCUAAUCUAGGUUGUAUCCAUAAAUUUAUUAAUUUAAAUCUUGAAUUAUUUUAUGCUCUC
Molecule: messenger RNA, 1796 nt
Organism: Cucumis sativus (cucumber)
Lineage: Eukaryota; Viridiplantae; Streptophyta; Magnoliopsida; Cucurbitales; Cucurbitaceae
Exons: 11
Coding region: 4-1296 (430 amino acids)
Biological process (GO): DNA replication initiation; DNA replication
Cellular component (GO): replication fork protection complex; nucleus
Molecular function (GO): DNA replication origin binding; single-stranded DNA binding
Source: RefSeq, a predicted model, not a curated record